Sorex araneus (European shrew) is the source of this 914-nucleotide messenger RNA. It is a transcript of the gene TSSC4, whose product is annotated as tumor suppressing subtransferable candidate 4. The record is from RefSeq and is a predicted model, not a curated record. Lineage: Eukaryota; Metazoa; Chordata; Mammalia; Eulipotyphla; Soricidae. The transcript is spliced from 2 exons. Bases 99 to 878 code for a protein of 259 amino acids.
GCGAAGAUGGAGGCGGCCAGGCCACGGCGAGCGGCGCUCUGAGCCGCCGCCCGCCCGCCGGGACCCGCGCCCGCCGCCCGCCGCGGGGGGCCACGGCCAUGGCCGGGGCGGCGGCCGGGGACGCCCGGGACCCGCCGGCCUCGAGCACCGCCUCCCUCAGCGACUCGGACUCCGACGGCAGCCUGCCCGGCGGCCCCGAGCUGGACGCCCUGUCCCCGGAGGACCUGUCCGAGGACGCCCAGGGGGGCUCCGGCCCCGAUGAGCCCCCGUCGCCCCCCGGGAGGCCCCCGGCCGCCGCCGUCCAGCCCUUCCACCUGCGCGGGACCAGCCUCCCUUUCUCCGAGCGCAGCCACAGCAUCUUCGACGGCCUGGAGGGGGCGGCCCGCAGCCCCCUGAGCCGCCCCGCCGACCCCGAGCCGGCCCCCCCGCGGCGGGCGCCCCCCGUGCCCGACUACGUGGCGCACCCCGAGCGCUGGACCAAGUACAGCCUGGAGGACGUGGCCGAGCCCACGGAGCGCAGCAACCGCGCCGCGGCCGCCGCCUUCCUGGGCCCCCGGCUCCGGGACCCCCCGGCCUACGCGCCCUCCUUCAACCAGGACCCCUCGAGCUGCGGGGAGGGCCGCGUGGUCUUCAGCAAGCCCGAGAGGAAGAGGGGCCCCGCGCAGGGCGGGCCGGCGGGCCGGGCCGCGGGCGGGGAGGGCGCCGUGGAGCUGGCCCACCUGGCAGGGCCCGAGGGGGAGGAGUGCGACGGCGGGGGCCCGCAGAGCGGGGUCUCGGCGGCCGGCACCCCGGGGGUGCAGGCCCCCGGCUUCCACGGGUGCAAGAAGCGGAACCGCGGCCACUUCCGGAGCAAGAGCGACCCCGAGGACGGGUGCUGAGUGCGACGGGGCGGGCAGUAAAGCUUUCCGCUGGGA